AUGGCAGCUGUCGAUCUAGCGUUUGAAGAGAGAGUCUCCCUUCUCUAUUUACUGUGGAGAGCAGAGCAGCGGCGUAAAGGACGUCCUCGCUGUACCUGGAUCCAUCAGGUCCUCCAGAAGCGUGAGCAGUUUGGUGAGUUUCACCACUUGCUCCAGGAGCUGCAUCUGGAUGACGGCCGCUUUCAGCGGUACCACCGUCUUUCCCUCGCCCAGUUUGAGGAGCUGCUGUCCCGCGUCAGUCCAAGCAUCGCCCGCCUAGACACCAACUACAGGUGCUCAAUCCCACCUGCAGAGCACCUGUCCAUCUGUCUGCGCAACAUUUAUAUGAUUUGUUUAACAACGAGGAAGUUGUCCUGCAUCACCGUCAACUUUGAUACUAAAGACGAGAGAGACACAAGGCAGAACACUGAGAAGUACAGACUGAACAUGUUCCUUAAAAUGAUAAUUAUUUUGUCUACAGCAGCCUGCGUUGAGGCUGAACGAAGUCAUAUACUUUGUUACUCCUAUGGAUGCUUUGACUCCAGUGAUACUCAAAUCUGUACAGCAUUCGAUGGCGAUGAAGUAGGCUAUGCAGACUUUAAAAAAGAUCAGCUGAUUUGGGAGAGCAGAGUCCCUGUAAGUUAUCGUUUUCCGGACGCCUACGAAUUUGCAGUACGUUUCCGGAGUAUGUGCAAAAAUGACAUCUCCAGAUGGAAGCCAGACAAGUCCAUAAUAAAGAAAAAAGAACCACCAGAAUUCAUCGUCUACCCCAGAGAUGAAGUGAUAACAGGGGAAGAUAAUACCCUCAUCUGCUUCAUCAACCACUUCUUUCCUCCUUCGAUCAACAUUAAGUGGACCAAGAAUGAUGUAGAAGUAACAGUGGAAGACCCUUUCAUCAAAACUUUGUCCAAUCCUGAUGGGACCGCUUAUGUUUUGUCCUACCUCAACUUUGUGCCAGAGAAAGGAGACAUCUACAGUUGCACUGUGGAACAUGAAGCGCUGGACGAGCCUCAGACCAGGUUUUGGGAGGUUGAAACAGAUGAGAUCAGCAAAGGUCCAGCUGUCUUCUGUGGACUUGGCCUGUGUCUUGGAUUGCUUGGAGUUUUCACAGGAACCUACUUUUUUUUUAAAGCAGGGCACUCUGGUCCCCCUGGUUGA
This is a messenger RNA of Pelmatolapia mariae (spotted tilapia), 1137 nucleotides long. Its product is annotated as H-2 class II histocompatibility antigen, A-Q alpha chain-like. The record is from RefSeq and is a predicted model, not a curated record. The coding region runs from base 1 to 1137 and encodes 378 amino acids. Lineage: Eukaryota; Metazoa; Chordata; Actinopteri; Cichliformes; Cichlidae. The transcript is spliced from 5 exons.